Messenger RNA from Tinamus guttatus (white-throated tinamou), 3194 nucleotides. The record is from RefSeq and is a predicted model, not a curated record. NCBI's taxonomy places the organism in Eukaryota, Metazoa, Chordata, Aves, Tinamiformes, Tinamidae.
AAGUCCAUAUGGCUAUGUAUGAUGAAGAUCUCUUGAAAAAUCCCUUUUAUUUGGCCAUUCAGAAGCGGCGUCCUGAUCUCUGUAGCAAAGUUGCGGAAUUUCAUGGUAUUGUGUUAGUUCCCUGCAAAGGAAGCCUUUCAAGCAACAGUCUCUCUACCUGCCAGUUUGAAUCCUAUGUUCUAAAACCACUUGAAGAAAACUUUCAGACCUUAAAUGGAAAGGAGAUCUUUAUACAAGGAAACAUCAUUAUUUUAGGAACUGGUUUUAAUUACAACCUCUCAGUGCCUGUUCUUUUUGAGGAAACAUUUUACAAUGAAAAAGAAGAAAGCUUUAGCAUAUUGUGUAUAGCCCAUCCACUGGAAAAAACAGAAAGCUCAGCUGAAUCUACAGCUUCAUCAAUUUCCUACUCUCUUAAAAAUAUCGAAGAUGCGAGGGAAUUCUUGGGAAGGCACUGUGAGAGAUUUGAUAAAUACAUAGGAUCUUUCUACAGAACAUUUAAAGAACAUGAAAGGAAAAGCCUGCGUCACUACAUAGAUUCGGUCAAUGCACUGUAUACCAAAUGUCUCCAGCAUCUCUUGAGAGAUUCACACUUGAAGGUGCUUGCAAAGCAAGAAGAGCAGAUGAAUCUGAUUAAACAAGCAGUAGAAAUGUAUGUUCACCAUGCUAUUUAUGAUUUAAUUUUUAAAUAUGUGGGGACUAUUGAAGCAAGUGAGGAUGCUGCUUUUAACAAAAUCACAAGGAGCCUUCAAGAUCUCCAGCAAAAAGACAUUGGAGUAAAGCCUGAGUUCAGCUUUAAUAUACCACGGGCAAAACGAGAACUGGCUCAGCUGAACAAAUGUACUUCCCCUCAACAGAAGCUGCUCUGUCUACGAAAAGUGGUACAAAUUAUUAUGCAGUCUCCUAGCCAAAGAGUUAACAUGGAGACAAUGUGUGCAGAUGAUCUUCUCUCUGUUUUACUAUACUUACUUGUAAAAACAGAAAUCCCAAACUGGAUGGCCAACCUGAGUUACAUCAAGAACUUCAGGCUUUGCAGUUCAGUGAAGGAUGAAUUGGGAUACUGUCUAACCUCAAUUGAGGCAGCGAUAGAAUAUAUCCGACAAGGCAACCUUUCUGACAGAUCAACAGAAUCUGAAAGACUGUGUGACAAGUUGCUUUUGAGACAAAGGAUGAACUUGUUGUCCCAGAUGUCUACCACUCCUAUAGAUUGCUUGUUUAAGCAUAUUGCUUCAGGUGAUGAAGAGGAAGUGGAGCGAUUAUUAAGUCAAGGUGACAGUGAUAAAGACACUGUGCAGAAAAUGUGUCAUCCACUCUGUUACUGUGACAAAUGUGAAAAGCUGGUUUCUGGGAAGCUGAAUGAUCCUUCCAUUGUCACGCCAUUUUCCCGAGAUGACCGGGGAUACACACCGCUUCAUAUAGCUGCUAUAUGUGGGCAAACAUCAUUAGUGGAUGUAUUAGUAGCCAAAGGAGCUGUUGUCAAUGCUACAGACUACCAUGGUUCAACUCCCCUUCACCUUGCCUGUCAGAAGGGGUAUCAGAAUGUCACGCUACUCUUGCUGCAUUAUAAGGCAAGUACUGAUGUGCAGGACAAUAAUGGAAAUACUCCACUUCAUCUAGCCUGCACUUAUGGUCAUGAGGAUUGUGUCAAAGCUUUAGUCUACUAUGAUGUACAUUCCUGUAGAUUAGAUGUUGGUAAUGACAAGGGAGAUACCCCUCUCCAUAUAGCUGCUCGUUGGGGCUAUCAAGGGAUCAUAGAAGUGCUUUUGCAAAAUGGGGCCAACCCGGACAUUCAGAACCGAAUGAAAGAGACGUCCCUCCAGUGUGCAUUAAAUUCCAAGAUUUUGUCAUUGAUGGAAUUAAACUAUCUAAAAUUUGAAAGGGGACAAAGUGCUUCUGAGUCACCGCUUAGGUCUCCUCAGCGGUCAACAGAAACUUUCAGCAGAGGAUCAUCUGUCUCAAGCUUGUCAUCGGUGUCAAUUGAUAUAAGACAAGAAGAAGUAAAGAAUACUUAUAAAGAGGUGGAAAAACUCCUAAGAGCAGUUGCUGAUGGAGAUCUGGAGAUGGUACGCUAUCUCUUGGAAUGGAUGGAAGAUGAUCUAGAAGAUGAGGAUGACACAGUCAGUCCAGCAAAACCAGAAUUCUGCCAUCCGUUAUGCCAGUGCUCAAAAUGUGGCCCAGCACAAAAGAGAUUUUCAAGGAUCCCUGCUAAUGGGCUUGGAGUAAAUGUUUCGAAUCAAGAUGGUUUUACACCGCUGCAUAUGGCCGCACUGCAUGGGCACUCUGAACUUGUCUCUCUCUUGUUGAAAAAUGGAGCCAAUAUCAGCGCCAAGAAUGCAAAACAUGCAGUUCCCCUUCAUUUAGCCUGCCAGAAGGGUCACUUCCAGGUAGUCAAGUGUCUGAUGGAUUACAAUGCUAAACAAAAUAAGAAGGAUAUAUAUGGAAAUACUCCAUUAAUUUAUGCAUGUUCGAAUGGUCAAUAUGAGACUACAGCCUUGUUAUUGCAGCUUGGAGCCUGCGUUAACCUCUGUAACGCCAAAGGGAACACGGCGCUGCACGAGGCGGUGCUGGGGAGGAACGAGGCGCUGGUGGAGCUGCUGCUGCGGCACGGGGCGCUGCCGCACGCGCGCAAGCGGCCCCGCCCGCCGCCCGCCGCCGCCGAGCCGAAUUCAAAUAUCAUUAAGUUGCUGGAAACAGCACCAAGCUAUGGACCUACAUCAGAAGAGAGAGAAAAGGAUUGUGAGCAGCAUGCUACUAUCAAGAUAAGAAGAAAAGUGAAUUCUAAGCCCUGUGAGCCAGCCGAUGAUCCCAUAAGCAGACAACUGCAACUGGUCCAAUCAAUUAACAGAUUUAACAAAGCAAAACAUUUACGGAGAACAAUAACAAGAGAUAAAAGUGUCCCUAAUUUUGAUUAUCAGUUAUUGCAUCAGUUAGCUAUUAAAAGCUUUGAUAAAACCAAGUUAAAAGCUGUUGAAACGCUGGACCAGAGCAAAGUUAAGAUUAUUAACACAGGCUGCAGUGGUGAAUUUGUGAAACAUGGUGAUGUGAGAGAAGCUCCUGACAGGAGUAAACUAAUGCACCGAAGACACACGGUUGAUGUGCCGCUUUCAGCAGAGGAUGUCAGCGAUGAAAGCGGUUUAGGCAGUCCUAGAAAUCCCAGUGCUUUACAGUCAGAAGAGUGCAGUGAUGACUUGCCUUAA